UUCAGUUCCAUCCCCCAUUAAAGAUCCAUUGCCACCUCUCAACUAACUUCACCUUUUACAAUUAUUUAUUUAUUUAUUUUCUUAAAUUUAAACUAACCCUAUUUAUGAAUUUCUAGUCCAAUUCUUGACCAUGAAAAAAUCACCUUCAAAAGGUCUAGAAGCCAGUGUAUUAAAUUGUAGGCAGAUAGAUUGGGAACUUAGGCCUGGCGGCAUGCUUGUUCAAAAGAGAGAGGUCGGGGAUGGCUCUUCUGGACCCAUGAUCAAGAUCAAGGUCUCUCAUGGUUCCUAUCACUAUGAAGUCACUGUCCCUGCUCAAUCCACUUUCGGCGAUUUGAAGAAGGUACUUGUCCAUGAGGCGGGUCUGGAGGCUGAGGAGCAGAGACUGUUAUUUAGAGGAAAGGAAAAGGAGGACAAUGAAUGUUUGCACAUGGAAGGUGUAAAAGACUUGUCAAAGGUCAUACUUCUAGAGGACCCAGCUUGUAAAGAGAGGAAGCUUGAGGAGAUGAAGAAAAAUGAAGCAAUAUUAAAAGCCUGCGAAGCAGUUGCCAGAGUGAGGGCAGAGGUUGAUAAGCUUUCACAGAAGGUUGUUACAUUGGAGACAACUGUUAGCAGUGGCACUCUAGUUGCGGAAAAAGAAUUUAUUGUCUUGACAGAACUGCUAAUGGUGCAGUUGCUCAAAUUGGAUAUGAUCGAAGCUGAUGGAGAAGCAAAAGUACAGAGGCGGAUUGAGGUCCGCCGUGUCCAGAGCUUUGUAGAUGCACUCGACAAACUAAAGGCUAGAAACUCCAACACAUUGAGCAAUAGUAGCAAUGAAGUGUCAGUGACUGCCAAAUGGGAGACAUUCGAUUCUGGAGUAGGAAGCGUCAGUACCCCAGUCUCAAUACAAUCUGCAACUAAAGUAACUCAGGACUGGGAGCUGUUUGACUAGCCGUGAGUUCCAACGUCAGGUUGGUUUUGUAGAAAUUGACAAUUGGAACAUGUAUAUUCUGCUAUUUUUAUCAUUAUAACUGAAAGCAUAUUCUGCUAUAUUUUGAUCACCGAGUCGUUUUUAGACACAAACUGGGGGGGAGGACUGCUUUAAACUGCUGCUGCCAUGUAUUCUCUACACUUUUUUGUUGUAUAAGAUAGUUUUGAGUUGCGUGUCCUUUUCA
Ricinus communis (castor bean) is the source of this 1151-nucleotide messenger RNA. RefSeq names its product BAG family molecular chaperone regulator 4. Lineage: Eukaryota; Viridiplantae; Streptophyta; Magnoliopsida; Malpighiales; Euphorbiaceae. Gene Ontology annotation, biological process: protein stabilization. Gene Ontology annotation, cellular component: cytoplasm. The record is from RefSeq and is a predicted model, not a curated record. The coding region runs from base 131 to 928 and encodes 265 amino acids. The transcript is spliced from 4 exons. Gene Ontology annotation, molecular function: protein-folding chaperone binding; adenyl-nucleotide exchange factor activity.